CAUAAAUGAACUCAACUAACAAUGGCGCAUACCACAGCUCCCUCUCACUUUCUACUCUUACCCUCCCUUCGCAGAACACCGAUUAAACCCUCCGACUACAGAUGUUCUGCUUCCUUCUCCAUCUACAUUCGUUCACUCUACUCUUCCUCUUGUCACCAUCACACAAGCAGGUCCAUUGAGUCAUCAAACUACAUAGAGACCUUUGCUAAGCGCAUGGCUAUGGCUGGGCUUAAACCUCACCACCGUAUUGCUUUGGGUGUCUCUGGCGGUCCCGAUAGUAUGGCAUUGUGUCUAUUAGCUGCAUCUUGGAAAACAAACAAUCGAAGUGUUGGUCUCAUUAGUGAUAAGAAAAGUGAGUACAUUGAUGGACUUCUGGCUGUAGUAGUGGACCAUGGGUUGCGAGCUGAGAGCAAAGAAGAGGCAAAUCUUGUUCAGCGCCGAGUCACCAAUAUGGGAAUUAAAUGUGAGAUUGCUCACUGUGAAUGGUUGGAAGGUAGACCCAAACAGGGCCACUUGCAAGAAGAGGCUCGCAAUAAAAGGUAUGAAAUUUUACAAAGUGUUUGUAUCCAACAUCAGAUGAGUGUGUUCUUAAUCGCUCAUCAUGCUGAUGACCAGGUUUGAGCUGAGAAAUUAUUGUACGGACUACAACACAAAAUCUGUAACAUAAAGUCAAUCAUGGAUUGUUUAAUUUCAUACACAGGCAGAGUUAUUUGUUCUGAGGUUGUCUCGGCAUAGCAGUGUGCUUGGGCUUUCUGGCAUGCCGUUUGUAUCCGAAUUGUACAAUAGAAACGUGUUUACCAAUCUGGUCUAUUUUCAACACUGUAAAACGUUAUUGGUUAGACCUCUCUUGGAGUUUUCAAAAGAAGAUAUGUACAAGAUAUGCCAAGCUGCCGACCAAAAAUGGGUGGAAGAUCCAACAAAUCAAAGUCAAGUAUUUGCCCGGAAUAGAAUUCGAUUAGCAUUGACAGGCUUGUCAUCGUCUACCUUCAAAGCUGAAUUACAAUCAGUUAUAACAACCUGCCAGAGAACAAGGAUGCAUAUUGAUAGGAUUUGUUCCAAUCUAAUUCAUCAUGUCGUGAUCAUCGCACCCCUAGGCUAUGCAGUGAUUGAUUUAGGACUUCUCAAUUCCUCUGAAGUCCAGGACAUAAUCCUUUCAAAGUUCAUCUCCUUGAUUUUGCAGUUUGUGUCCCAGAGAAGAAGACAUAUUCGAGGAAGCGCUUUAAAGUUGGUUCUUGAUUAUAUCCGUACUUCUCCAUGCAAGACCUGUCUUACAGCAGCUGGUUGUUACCUAAGCCCAGUUCCUGGUUCCAAAGGAACCAAAUUGAUGGUUUGCUGCUCUCCCAAUGACAAUCUCCCUUUGAAGACAGAAUUAUUGGAUACGUUUACCAACAAUGAACAGAAGUGUUCACCAAGCGAUGAAGAGCAAAUAAUAGCUGAAUUAAAAUUGUAUGCAGAUCAGUUUUACCAGGAUGAUACGGGGCUGGACAUUCUAGAUUUAAGAACUGCAGAUUCUGUUCUAGUUGAAGCCAAAAGGAAAGGCAUUCUAAGUGACUCUACCUAUAAGUGCAUUGUUUCUUUGCAGGAAAAAGAGGGUGAAAAUUUCAGGUCACAAUCUGAUAUAAUCCGUGGUUUCAAGUUAGAAAACGAAGAAACUGUUAACUAUUAUCCAAGAAGAGUGCUUUACCAAGAGCACAUUGGUUACUUCAUGAAUAGAUUCCUGGUGAAAUGGAAUAUGAGCAAAAAAUUUGAAGAACGGGGUAACUUUUGCAGCUUGUGUGCCAUUGGUCAAGAUUUGGCAGCCGAGGUGCGUCACAUGGUGGAUGCUGAUUGGUUAUACCUUGCAAAAUUAGCAAAUACUAGCAAACAAUUAGUGUUAGCUUCAGGUGAUGUCAGGAAUGGGCGAAUCUCACGUGCUGAUUAUGUGAAGCAAUCAGCUCAAAGGGCUCUUGUUGCAUUGAAGUCCAUUCCAGUUGCCGCAAGAAGAGCUCUACCUGUCCUGGUUAACAGUGAUGGAUUACUAUUAAGCAUCCCGAGUGUUGGCUUCGAGCAUUGUCCCUGCUUUGUGGCGUCUGCUGUGUUCAAGCCGAUGGUCCCUCUUGGUGGUGGUUACUGUACAUUUCUAUAGUUAUUAUUAUAACCCAGUUUAUAUAUAUAAUAUAUUUGUGGACUUGGUUUCUACACCUGUAUACAUGUACUUAGAUUUGAACUUGCAACACUUUAUUUCAAAAGCCAAUGUUAA
Messenger RNA from Cuscuta epithymum, 2239 nucleotides. The record is from the annotation of a GenBank genome assembly. NCBI's taxonomy places the organism in Eukaryota, Viridiplantae, Streptophyta, Magnoliopsida, Solanales, Convolvulaceae.